Messenger RNA from Schistocerca piceifrons (Central American locust), 1000 nucleotides. RefSeq lists its product as uncharacterized. The coding region runs from base 96 to 611 and encodes 171 amino acids. The record is from RefSeq and is a predicted model, not a curated record. Lineage: Eukaryota; Metazoa; Arthropoda; Insecta; Orthoptera; Acrididae. The transcript has 3 exons.
AUUUCACCGAGCCACAGGCUGGCAGUAACAUUGCAGUAUCUGGCAACAGGGGAGACCUACCAGAGCUUGUCAGUUGCUCACAGAAUUUCUGUACCAUGUAUUUCAAAAAUAGUUACAGAAGUGUGUUCUGCAAUUUGUACCACAUUGAAAGGGAAAUAUUUAAAGGUAUGUAUGUACUAUGUCUUACGGAAUCAGUAGGUAAAAUGUGCAAGAGUUACUCUUUCAUUCCUACUAUGUUGCAAGCUCCUACAACAGAAAAAGAAUGGGAAGUAAUUGCAAGAGAGAUUGGUGAUUUAUGGCAGUUUCCACAUUGCAUAGGUGCUCUGGAUGGGAAACAUAUUGCAUUUUCACCAUCACAGUGUGUUGGCUCUUCUGACAAUAAGAAAUUUGAUAGCGUAGUUUUGCUUGCUGUUGUGGAUGCACGGCAUCAUUUCACACUUAUGGAUAUGAUUUGUAGCAAUUUUUGUUGUGAUACAGACGUAUUCUUUAAUAGUAGAAUUGGCAUUGCACUGCAAGAAAAUUGGCUCCAUAUUCCUGAAGAAAAAGUUCUUAAUGGUGGCAGUAUUCCAGUACCUUAUGUAGUAGUAGCGGGUGAUGCUUUUAGCCUUUAGCCAUACAUUGUGAAAGCAUACAAGCACUGUGAAGGUGAAAAGUCAAAAAUUUUCAAUAGUAGAUUAUCAAGGGCAAGACUUGUAGUUGACAGUGCUUUCGGUAUUCUCGCUCACCGUUUCAGAAUUGUGUUACGUACAAUGAGGCUACCUACAGAAAAAACUGAACUGCUUAUUCAAGCACUCUGUCUAUUACAUAAUUUCUUGAUAGAUGAAGCAGACAGCAUGUAUCUAUCGAGCAUGAACUUUGCGAAUACUGGACAAGGGCAAGUAGAAGGCGCUUCUUGCAAUAAGGACUGUAUUUUGCAAAGCAUCCAUAAACAAAGAGAAGUCCAAGUGUCAUUGAGUCAUUGACUGCAACAGAUGUUCGUGACAGAUUUUGUGAAUUUUUC